Molecule: messenger RNA, 1641 nt
Organism: Malassezia sympodialis ATCC 42132
Lineage: Eukaryota; Fungi; Basidiomycota; Malasseziomycetes; Malasseziales; Malasseziaceae
Exons: 2
Coding region: 1-1641 (546 amino acids)
Source: RefSeq, a predicted model, not a curated record
AUGCUCCAAGGACUGCUCAAGAAGGCGGAAAAGUCGGCAAAGCAUGCUGCUACGCAGCACGACAACGGUAAAGGCGGGAAGGGCGGCAAGUCGAACGGUGCGUCGAAUGGGAAGGGCGGAAAGUCGCACAGCGUCGCUGCCGCCGCGCCCUCCUCCAAGUUGCCCAACAUGGGGCCUGCGAAUCCGACGGCGUACCAGACGCCGCAGGGUCUGGCUGUACCGGGCCUUUCACUGCCUAAGUAUGCGCCCGCAGGCCGCAGCACGAACCACUCGGUGGCUGAGCCCAGCUGCACCAUUGUGAACGUGGCUGGCUUGCCCGUGCAUGUGUAUGGCUUGGAGCAGCUGACUCCUCCGCACCAAGGCGCUGUGCCCGAGGUGUGCAUUACAUUCCAUAUGCACGGCCGUACAGGUUCGGCAAAGAACGAGGACUCGCUCGUGCGUGAGCUGUACCGCAACACGAUGGCCGAGCGCGCGUCGCUGGAGGGCUCGCCGCGUGUACGCGACUUUUUGCUGGUGACGUUCGACCAGCGCAACCAUGGUGAGCGCAAGACUUACCCAUUAGGGCAGAAGACCUGGAAGGAGGGUAAUCCGACACAUGGGUAUGUUCACCUGACUCACAUCAGUAUCGACAUGUACGGCAUGAUCCACGGCACAUCGACGGACGUGUCGUUCCUGAUUAAGAUGCUGCCCGCGUACCUGUUCCCGAGAGACGAGCGCAUCGUGUCACUCUUUGCUGUAACGGGCAAGUCGCUCGGUGGACACGCGACGUGGCAGGUGCUUGCGCACGAGCCCAUGGUCCGCGUAGGUGUGUCCUUUAUCGGCACGCCCGACUACCAGAAGCUCUUGGCGCAGCGUACCAAGGCGUCAGACCUGCCCAAUGCGCCACCGCAGGUGCCGCAGUCGCUGCGUGCGGUGAUACAGAAAAUUGACCCCGCACAGACACCGUACCAGCGCCCGGACGCUUCUAACCCCUUCUUUGGCAAGAAGAUCUGCUCGUGCUCUGGUGAGGACGACCACCUCGUGCGUUGGAGCUUCUCGGAGGAGUUCCUCAAGUCGGUUGUCGUCGCGCCACCGGGCUCAGAAGAGGCCAACCGCAGCCUCGAGAUCUUCCUUCAGCCGAACACGGGCCACAAGGUCACAACAGAGAGUACCGUCAGCCGUGAGGAGAUCAAUAUCAGUGGGUUCCCUGUCAAUGUCUACGGUCUGAAGGAGCUGGCGCCGCCCGUGAACGGCACGGUCCCGGAGGUGGCGACUGUCGUCUACAUGCAUGGGCGGGGCAAGUCGGCCAUGGACGAGGACGCGAUUAUACGCAUAUUGUAUGGCAACGUCCGUCAGCACAUGAUGGCAAACCCCGCUGGGUCUGCCAAAGACCUCCUGAUAGUGUCGUUCGACGCGCUUAACCAUGGCAGCCGGAUGACCGAUCCUAACCAGCGUCUUGGCCUGCAGCAGAACCCCCGCUUCCUUGUGGACUUGUAUGCAGUGAUGCUCAACAAUCGAGACAUGGUGUCAUACAUUAUUGACUACCUGCCAGCUUUCAUCUUCCCAUAUGACGAACGCCUUAUUACCAGCUGGAUUGCCUGUGGCCGCAGCAUGGGCGGUCAUUCCGUCUGGCAUGCGCUUGCUAGUACGUAUUCUACAUGA